CUGUUUUUAGCUCUAGCAGGUAGCCGUAAAAGGAACGGAGCUCGUAUGAUACUGAUGGUUUCUCCGCAUAAGUUUGCCGUUUCCUCCCUUCCUUGCUCGGGGGCAAAAAGCACUGCCUCUCUCGUACUGGGCGGCGCAAAGAGAGACACGCUUGGCAGGCAUUGCAGAGGACAGCAGGGUAAUCAAUACCGGCCGUUUGACGGGUUUUGAGUACCGUUUCACCCACAAGGCAAGAUGACCAGGGGGCCAGACUGGGCUACAGGGGGGCAAAGCCACUAUAUUUAGCAGGCGCACCGUGUCAAAGUCGCUGUGGCCUCCGCCGGAUCCCCAUAAAAAAUACCAGGCUCCAGGCCCAAGGGCACGUUCCCCCCUGUAGACAGGCCGGGUUGUGCGCUGGAAUGGACGGCCAGGGCCCCAAAAACGAGAGACAAUUGGGAAUCCGGAGGAGGGGUUGGGCAGGCCAGUGGUACGUCAUCCCCAUUCAUCGCUCAUAUAACAGCAGCGGUUGUGAAGGAAAAGUCGACGUGAAGAGAGAGAAAAGUGAAACGACGAGCAUCGAUGCGAUCAUCACAGCUCAGCAGCACAGUGCGUACUUUUCAGGGGUAAACAGGAAAAAAACCGGGCAGCCAAAAAAUCCUGCAUGUGCUUUGCCCAGCCUGCACCACGGCGCCCGUCAGACUUUUUCUUUUCCUUCUUGUCGCGCACACUGUUUGUACCUUUUUUGGCGUGCCGCCAGUGUGUGGUGGGUGUGGGUGCGUGUCCCCGCUGCUGGAGGGAGCUAAGCCGCAACAGGCGCUCCAAGAAAAGCAGCAAAGCACACCAGCGCAGCCCGGUACCAAAGCACCGCCAGCGUCAUGUACAGUACAGUGCAAAGAAUUCAACCCCGCCGCCAUCCCACCCUCUUUUUUUCUUACUGCAAGUCCCAUCGGCGCUUUAGCCUUUUCGUAUUUUCUGCUCAGGCUGCCCAUCGUUGAUUGGCCCGCUUGCUGCAUGAUUUUCUUGCUUUUGCGCUAGCCUGCUAUUCUGCUGCUGCUCUUUCUGCUCGCUGCUUUGCUACAGUGUCUGAAAGUUCCCGUCCCGCGCAGUUUCUUUUCCUUCUUCUUCUUCUUCCUUCAUCACCACCCAACCCGAAACAAUUCAACCUCUUUUUCCCACCAUUCGUUUCUUGUUAUCAUUAUAUCUUGUAUUGAUUGCGCAUAUAUCUUCUUCUCUUCUGCCUUUUUAGGCCCUCUACACAAAAACAUCGCUCUUUUGGACUGUUUUUGUAGCGCUUCAUCCAUGUAUUUUGCUUUCUGACGCACUCGUCUUCACCACCACCUAAGCGCCGCGCGCAAACACCUUCUUCGACAUCAUGUCGAACCAACACCCGCCUAACCAAGGCGAACACUAUCAGUAUGGCGAUCAAGGCCAUGCUGGUGGCCAUCCCCAGGACGGCCAGUACCAGGACUAUGGCUACGACCAGGGCUACGAUGAUGGCCAGGCCUAUCACCAGGAUGCCCAUGCCUACCAGGAUGGCCACAACGGCCAACACCAGGGCUACAACGACGGUUACUACGAUGAAUCUGGGUACUACAACGCUAACCCGGAACAUCCGAACUACCAGGAUGGCGGCUACUAUGACGAGUACAGCCAGCAACAGCACGGCCAGCACGGCCAGCAGGACGAAUACUACUAUGAUGACCGCUCCGCCUAUCACGACAACUAUGCUGGCGGCGAACAAGGCGAAUAUGCUGGCAAUUACGGUCGCUACAGCGGCGGUGACACCUCGCCCUACGACCAGGGCGAUUCCUUCUACGGCGCCUACAGCGAGCGUGGUGGGCCCCGCUCCUCUGGCGCAUCCACGCCAAACUAUGGAAUGGACUACAACAGCAACUUCCAGGCCCUCACUGAGAGAUCUCGGGAGCCUUAUCCUGCCUGGGCGGCCGACGCCCAGAUUCCCAUCUCCAAGGAGGAAAUUGAGGACAUCUUCAUGGACCUCACAGCCAAGUUUGGCUUCCAGCGCGAUAGCAUGCGCAACAUGUACGACCAUCUGAUGACCUUGCUGGAUUCAAGAGCAUCUCGCAUGACCCCCAACCAGGCUUUGCUUUCGCUUCAUGCCGACUACAUUGGCGGCGAACAUGCCAACUACCGCAAGUGGUUCUUUGCUGCUUGUCUUGAUCUUGACGACGCUACUGGCUUCGCCCUGUCCAAGGCUGGCGGUAUGCGCCGCAAGUCCAAGAAGAAGAAGCAAAAGAAGAAUGCGGAAGACCCCAACGAGGAACAAGCCGAAUUCGGCAGUGAAGAAAGCCUCGAGGGCGCUGAAUUCCGCUGGAAGACUCGCAUGAACCAAAUGUCGCAGCACGAGCGUGUCCGCCAGAUCGCACUCUACUUGCUUUGCUGGGGCGAAGCCAACCAGGUUCGCUUCAUGCCCGAGUGCCUCUGCUUCAUCUUCAAGUGCGCUGAUGAUUACUACCUGUCUCCUGCCUGCCAAUCCGCAGUCGAGCCUGUCGAGGAGUUUGCCUUCCUCAACAACGUCAUCACCCCCCUCUACCAGUUUGUUCGCGACCAGAGCUACGAAAUUCUCAACGGCGUGUAUGUUAGACGCGAGCGUGACCAUAAGAACAUCAUUGGCUAUGACGACUGCAACCAGCUCUUCUGGUACCCUGAAGGCCUCGAUCGCAUCGUUCUCCAAGACAAGAGCAAGCUCAUGGAGAUGCCACCCGCUGACCGCUACGCCAAGUUCAAGGAGAUUAAUUGGAAAAAGUGCUUCUUCAAGACCUACAAGGAGUCCCGAUCUUGGUUCCACUUGCUUGUCAACUUCAACCGUAUUUGGGUUAUCCACUUGACCGUCUUUUGGAUCUACACGGCUGCGAAUGCUCCUUCAAUCAUUCUUCCCCAGUACGAGCAGCAGCAGGAAACAAAACCACCAUUGUCCAAAACACUGUCUGCCGUAGGCUUUGGUGGUGUCGUUGCAUCGCUUAUCCAGAUUUUCGCUACCUUGGCGGAAUGGUCGUUUGUUCCUCGUCGCUGGGCUGGAGCGCAACACCUGACCAAACGCCUCUUGUUCUUGAUCUUGGUCUUCGUUCUUAAUCUUGCCCCUGGUAUCAAGGUUUUCAUGUUUUGGACUGGAGAUAAAAAAGCUCCAAUCACUGAGGACAAUACUAUUGAUCUUAUUGUUGGCGUUGUUCAUCUUCUCAUCUCGCUCGCGACAUUCAUCUUCUUCUCCAUCUUCCCCCUUGGCGGACUCUUUGGCAGCUACCUCAAUACUAAGUCUCGCCGCUAUGUUGCCAGUCAGACAUUCACGGCAAGCUUCCCCAGGCUUAAGGGCAAGGCUAUCGCCAUGUCCUACGGUCUGUGGAUGACAGUCUUUGCUCUCAAGUUUGCCGAAUCCUACUUCUUCUUGACGGCUUCGCUUAGACGCUCCAUCGUCUACCUCACAAUGAUGAAGAUUGAAUGCCAGGGUGACAAGCUGUUCGGCAAUGGCAAUUUCGACAUUCUUUGCAAGAACCAAAACUAUGUUACCCUCAUCUUGAUGUUUGCAACUGACGUCAUCUUCUUUUUCCUGGAUACGUACUUGACUUAUGUCUUGAUCAACACCCUCUUCUCCGUCGCUCGCUCGUUUUACCUCGGUACCUCCAUUCUGACCCCUUGGCGCAACGUCUUUUCUCGACUCCCAAAGAGACUCUAUUCCAAGAUCCUUGCUACUAGUGAUAUGGAGAUCAAGUAUAAACCCAAGGUGCUCAUUUCGCAAGUUUGGAACGCUGUGGUUAUCUCCAUGUAUAGAGAACAUUUGCUUGCUAUUGAGCAUGUUCAGAAGCUGCUCUACCACCAAGUUCCCUCUGAGGUGGAGGGCAAGCGAACACUAAGAGCACCCACCUUCUUCAUUGCCCAAGAUGACCACUCUUUCAAGGCCGAGUACUUCCCUGCACAAAGCGAGGCGGAACGAAGAAUCUCCUUUUUCGCUCAGUCACUCUCCACUCCGAUCCCUGAGCCAGUCCCCGUCGAUAACAUGCCCACUUUCACAGUCAUGAUUCCUCACUACAGUGAAAAGAUCCUUCUGUCGCUGCGUGAAAUCAUUCGUGAAGAUGAUCCCUACUCUCGCGUGACCCUUUUGGAAUAUCUCAAGCAGCUACACCCCCACGAGUGGGAAUUCUUCGUCAAAGACACCAAAAUCUUGGCUGACGAGACGUCCCAGGCAAAUGGUGAGCUCUCUGAUGGCGAAAAGGGCGCUGUCAAGAACAAGAUUGACGAUCUUCCCUUCUACUGCAUCGGUUUCAAGUCCUCUGCUCCCGAAUAUACCCUUCGCACCCGUAUCUGGGCUUCACUUCGAUCACAGACGUUGUACCGUACCAUUUCGGGCUUCAUGAACUACAGCCGUGCGAUUAAGCUUUUGUACCGAGUCGAAAACCCGGAUAUCGUCCAAAUGUUUGGUGGAAACUCGGACCAUCUCGAACGCGAACUGGAGAGAAUGGCUAGACGCAAGUUCAAGCUUCUCGUCUCCAUGCAACGCUACGCCAAGUUUAAUAAGGAAGAACUUGAGAACACUGAAUUCCUUCUUCGUGCUUACCCGGACUUACAAAUCGCCUACCUUGACGAGGAACCUGCCAUUGUUGAAGGCGAGGAACCCCGCCUCUACUCUGUACUCAUUGAUGGACACUCGGAAGUCAUGGAGAAUGGAAUGCGCCGCCCCAAGUUCAGAGUCCAAUUGUCUGGUAACCCCAUUCUCGGUGAUGGAAAGUCUGAUAACCAAAACCAUGCUCUCAUCUUCUACCGUGGAGAGUACAUCCAGCUCAUUGAUGCCAACCAGGAUAACUAUCUCGAAGAAUGCCUCAAAAUCCGAAGCGUCCUCGCCGAGUUUGAGGAACUCAAGGUCGACAACAUCUCCCCGUAUACGCCUGGUGUAAAGGAUACCACCCCUGACCCUGUUGCUAUCCUUGGCGCUCGCGAGUACAUUUUCUCGGAGAACAUUGGUAUUCUUGGUGACGUUGCUGCCGGAAAGGAACAGACCUUUGGUACGCUCUUUGCUCGAACCAUGGCUCAGAUUGGUGGCAAGCUGCACUACGGACAUCCUGACUUUUUGAAUGGUGUCUUCAUGACAACCCGUGGUGGUGUUUCGAAAGCGCAGAAAGGUCUUCAUCUCAACGAAGAUAUCUUUGCUGGUAUGAAUGCUCUCUUGAGAGGCGGUCGCAUCAAGCACUGUGAAUACUACCAGUGUGGCAAGGGUCGUGAUCUUGGCUUUGGCUCUAUCCUCAACUUCACAACCAAGAUUGGAACUGGUAUGGGUGAACAGUGGCUCUCGAGAGAAUACUAUUACCUGGGUACUCAACUUCCUCUUGAUCGCUUCCUCUCCUUCUACUACGCCCACGCCGGUUUCCAUCUCAACAACAUGUUCAUCAUGUUGUCUAUCCAAAUGUUUAUGAUUACUGUUAUGAGCAUCGGUGCCCUUCGACACGAGACAAUUCGCUGUGAUUACAACGUCCAGAAGCCGUUUAGUGACCCUCUCCUCCCAAGUGGCUGUGCAAACACUGAUGAGUUUAUGGAUUGGAUCUACCGCUGCGUUAUAUCCAUUUUCGUCGUCUUCUUCAUCUCGUUUGUGCCGCUGAUUGUCCAGGAAUUGACGGAACGUGGCGUCUGGCGCGCCGCUCUUCGUUUCCUCAAGCAAUUCUGCUCGCUUUCGCCCUUCUUCGAAGUCUUUGUCUGUCAAAUCUACGCCAACUCGGUUCAACAGGAUCUUUCCUUCGGUGGCGCUCGCUACAUUGCUACUGGCCGUGGUUUUGCCACUGCUAGAAUCCCGUUUAGUGUGCUCUACGCUCGAUUUGCUGGUCCUUCCAUUUACUUUGGUGCCCGUCUUCUGAUGCUUUUGCUUUUCGCGACAGUGACCGUCUGGCAAGGCGCUCUUGUUUACUUCUGGGUGUCUCUGUUUGGUCUGACGAUCUCGCCAUUCAUCUACAACCCUCAUCAGUUCGCUUGGACCGACUUCUUCAUUGAUUACCGCGAAUUCCUCCGCUGGCUCUCUCGUGGCAACUCCAGAACGCAUGCCUCCUCCUGGAUUGCCUUCUGUCGCCUGUCGCGUACCAAGACCACUGGAUACAAGCGCAAGGUUAUGGGCGAAGCAUCUGCGAAGCUCUCUGGCGAUGUGUCUCGUGCUGCCAUUGCCAACACCUUCUUUAGCGAGAUUCUUACACCCUUCCUCUUUGCCGUGGCGACCACUAUUCCCUAUCUUUUCAUCAAUGCGCAGACAGGUGUCAUACCAGGUAAACAAAAAGACGGUUUACCACCGGUCAAACCUACUGGUGCAUUGCUUCGCGUGGUGAUUAUUGCUGUUGCCCCUAUUGGCAUCAACGCUGCUGUUCUGGCCGCCAUGUUUGGCAUGGCUUGCUUCAUGGGCCCUGUUCUCAGCAUGUGCUGCAAGAAGUUUGGUUCAGUUCUAGCUGCUAUUGCGCACGCCAUCGCUGUCGUGUUUUGCCUUGUUCUCUUUGAAGCUAUGCUUGUUCUGGAAAGCUUUGACUUCCCCAAGGCAUGGGCUGGUAUGAUUGCGGCCGUGGCCAUUCAGCGAUUCAUCUUCAAGCUGAUUGUGUCGCUGGCAUUAACGCGCGAAAUGAAGACGGACUCGUCCAACAUUGCUUUCUGGACUGGCAAGUGGUAUUCCAUGGGCUGGCAUUCGAUUUCGCAGCCGGGCCGAGAGUUCCUCUGCAAGAUUACCGAACUUAGCAUGUUUGCUGCUGACUUUGUCCUAUGCCAUAUCCUACUUUUCCUCAUGGCGCCCAUCAUCUUGAUCCCCAAGGUGGAUGUGGCACAUUCGAUGAUGCUUUUCUGGUUGCUCCCCAGCCGUCAGAUCCGACCACCAAUUUAUUCCAUCAAGCAGUCCAAGCUCCGACGCAGACGUGUUAUCCGCUAUGCCAUCAUGUACUUUGCUCUCUUGGUAGUUUUCCUGGCUCUCAUUGUCGCACCAGUGACUAUUGGCUCCAAAUUCGUCACUGCAAAAACCUUCGAGCACGUUAGCAUUUUGAACGACAACGGCUUGAUUCAGCCGGCUAGAGAUACUUACAACCGCAACAACACUAACGACACGAUCACAGGCAUCAAGUCUGGUGGUGUUGGUGUUGCCCCUACGGCCGGCACAGGUGGUGGUGGUAAUAGCGGCGGCACUACUGGUGGUGGUGAUUCCCCUGCCGCCACGGACAAUCCUUUCAGGUUCUGAGAAAGCCGAUAGCGAAAUGAUUUGACGACGGCUUUCUUUUGUAGUAUACGACAAGAAACGUAAAAUAGAGUUUUUGUAAUUGUUUUGUUUUGGAGUUUAAUAAUGUUACUAUAUGUUUUACUC
Molecule: messenger RNA, 7303 nt
Organism: [Torrubiella] hemipterigena
Lineage: Eukaryota; Fungi; Ascomycota; Sordariomycetes; Hypocreales; Clavicipitaceae
Source: the annotation of a GenBank genome assembly